This is a messenger RNA of Caenorhabditis angaria, 1415 nucleotides long. NCBI's taxonomy places the organism in Eukaryota, Metazoa, Nematoda, Chromadorea, Rhabditida, Rhabditidae. The record is from the annotation of a GenBank genome assembly.
AUGGAUGAGGAAGAGGAUUUAUUUGCGACUUCUGAUGGAGAGGAUGAAAAGGAGAAAUUGGUGAGGAUUUUGGGGGACUAGAAAACCAAAAAUUAAGUUUCAGUGGUCAAGAAAUCUAAAUAUUUAAAUCUGAUGCCCUAGAUUUCCGUCAGAUGGCCUAGAACGCUACAAAUUAGGUUUCGGUGGCCAAGAAAUUUGAAUCUGACGACCUAGAUUUCCGCCUGGUGGCCUAGAAAACCAAAAAUUAGGUUUCGGUGGCCAAGAAAUUUGAAUAUUUGAAUUUGGUGGCCUAGAUUUUUGAGAAAAAAAUUAAUUUAGACUACAUAAAUAUCAAAAAACAAUUAAAAACCCCUUUGAAAAACCCAAAGUUCCAAAUCCAUUUUUCUCCAGACAAGUCCCGAAGACAAAAAACAUCUUCUCCGACGCGAACUUCGAAACAUGAUGUAUGGCUUCGGCGACGACAAAGUUCCCUAUGACAAAACUCUAGAAGUCCUCGAAGCAAUCACGCUGAACUAUAUCAAAGAACUCUGCGAACUGGCAAUGAAAGUCGGAAAACCGGAUAAAUUGGCGCUGGAAGAUAUUCAUUAUUUGAUUCGGCGAGAUGUUAAGAAAUUUGCGCGGGUUAAGGUGAGAAAAAUACGUUUCAAGAGAUUUUUUAUUGAAAAUUUUUGGAAUUUUGUUUUGAUUAGUUUAAAAUUUUUGGAAUUUAAAUUUUUCAAACCAAAGACACAAAUCAGACCUGUGCCGGAAAAUCAGAACCCAGAAAACGGAAAGUCGGAAAAUUUCCGGAUUUUUUGAACCGGAAAAUUCGGAGAAUGUCUGAAAUUUUGAUUUUCCGCCCUAAGUUGCACUGAAACUUAUUUUUAUAUACAAUUCUUUUAUUCACAAAUGAUUUAUUGACUAUUUGAGACGUUUUUUACGUUCAAAAAUAGUAGAAUUUGAAAAAUUCUGAAAAAAAAAUUCAAAAGUUUCAUUUUUUCUAUCAUAAACUGAGAAAAUUUCCCAAAUUUUUAGGGAAUUUUGAAAAUAUUACUGCUAAAGAUCAUUUUCCGGAUUUUCCGAGCACAUUUUCCGGAAAAUUGAUUUUUCCUUGAAAAUCCGGAAAUUCGGGCCCAGAACUGUUGAGAAAAAUACGUUUCAAGAGAUUUUUUAAUGAAAAUUUUUGGAAUUUUGUUUUGAUUCCUUCUACAUAUUUUUUCGCAGAAAAUGUUUGAUGAAAAAAUUUACUCUAAAUUUUAAAUUUUUCUGACCAAAAAUCACAAAAUGUCAUAACUUUUCCCUCAAGAACAUAUGUGUUUUGUUUAUAUUUUAUUACAAAAAAAAAAAAUCUCGAUUUUCUUUUCCAGGAUCUCCUCUCAAUGUCCGAAGAGCUGAAAAAAGCGCGAAAACAAUUUGACGACGUGAAACCAAUUUGA